Molecule: messenger RNA, 744 nt
Organism: Caenorhabditis bovis
Lineage: Eukaryota; Metazoa; Nematoda; Chromadorea; Rhabditida; Rhabditidae
Source: the annotation of a GenBank genome assembly
AUGCUUCACCUACCAGCAAAAAAAGAUGAACGCGCCGUUAAAUCGGUCGUUGAGAAGACGAACGUGUCCGAUAGACGUCUGACAGCUGAUGGAGAAUAUCGUUUCCCGGUGAAAAUUGUUAAACAGCCGACCGUCGUCAAGGGAGUACAAAAAGAGACAAUCUCAAAUAUUCCGAAAAUUCUAGAAAUCGCUGACGACACGAAUCCAUAUACGGAGAAAUUAUCGAAAUAUCAACCGGAGAUUGCGAGUCGACUGGUGUCUUUAUUUGCACCGAAAUUCGAAUUCUCGACGCCAAGCACAAGUGAAGAAGAUGAUGAAAUUGAAUCACAAUCUGUUGAAGAGGAAAACCUGGUGAGCAUUAAUGUUGAUGGUGUGAUCAAGAAGGUGCCCAAAUUGAUUCCGUGCCAUCGUUGUGCUUCCGAUAUGCGGAUUUGCUUGAGAGCGGUGCGAUAUAAGGGCGAACGCAAACAGUAUCCAUCUUAUAGAUGCAUUCGCAAAGGAUGUCAAACGUUCUGUGCCAUCAAAAAACUACUGUUGCCGAGUUUUGAUGAACGAUGGACGUCGCCGGUAACAACGAUUUUCAAUAAUGUGUACGAAUAUGACGAUAUUCCGAAGGAGUAUGAUGUUUUGAAAGAACACAAUUAUGCGUUGCCGGCAUCGUGCGAUCCGUAUGCUGACCAAUGGACCUCUCCAAUCACUUGUCCAGUCGAUGAUAGUACCGAGAUAAUUGAUUUCGGAUUUUAA